GUCAAGUUAAAAAUAUUUUAUCCAUUCCGUAGUCGUACGAAUUUUAUCUGCUAAAGUGGAGCGGAGAGAGCAAAAAGAACAGAUUCCUUAAGUUUUGAAGAGAAAUAUAAUUCAUAAUACAAUAAAAAAUGCCAGUGCCUGGUGGAAUGUACCAAAAUCAGGGCCCUUCCUGUUUCGACAAAAUGAAAAUGGGAUUCAUGAUAGGAUUUUGCGUUGGCAUGGCGAGCGGAGGUCUUUUCGGCGGUUUCACUGCUCUGAGAUAUGGAGCUAGAGGCCGUGAGCUAGUACAUUCGGUUGGAAAAGUAAUGCUUCAAGGUGGUGGAACAUUUGGUACAUUUAUGGCUAUUGGAACAGGCAUUCGUUGUUAAUUUAGUAUCUAUUUAAUAUCUAUUUUGUAUAUAUUUAAAUAUUAUUAUGUAGUCUCUAAUAAAAAUUAAAUAAGUCAUUCAAAUUUU
Plodia interpunctella (Indianmeal moth) is the source of this 455-nucleotide messenger RNA. RefSeq lists its product as uncharacterized. The transcript is spliced from 2 exons. The coding region runs from base 129 to 368 and encodes 79 amino acids. Gene Ontology annotation, cellular component: TIM23 mitochondrial import inner membrane translocase complex. NCBI's taxonomy places the organism in Eukaryota, Metazoa, Arthropoda, Insecta, Lepidoptera, Pyralidae. Gene Ontology annotation, biological process: protein insertion into mitochondrial inner membrane; protein import into mitochondrial matrix. The record is from RefSeq and is a predicted model, not a curated record.